Molecule: messenger RNA, 474 nt
Organism: Pieris macdunnoughi
Lineage: Eukaryota; Metazoa; Arthropoda; Insecta; Lepidoptera; Pieridae
Source: the annotation of a GenBank genome assembly
AUGCCGCCCCGUUUCAGUUUUCAGCUCUCAUUUUGUUCUAUGAUGAAAAUUCAAUUAUUCCGUACGAACCCCGCUUCGAGGCAAACGAGCGCCGGGAAUGGGUCGGCUCUUUUGAUAAAAAUAUUUUACAUUUCAAAACUAAGACCACCGUUGCGACAAAACAAGGUACGCCGGUCAAGUCAGCAGAUACGAAGAGUUUGGAUGGCAAUUAGGGAUACGUUUUUACGAAUAUUUGGGUAUUUUAUGAACGAUUCAAUGAUUUAUGAGGGCGGUGUGUUAUCGGGGUGCGGCGUGAGGGAGGCUAGCGCGAGGGUUGCGCAGGGCUCGACGGCAGCGCGCCAUUGGCGGACACUGCAUCGAUCGCGCGACGAGCUAUAUGCGGCCCGCCCGAGCCAGCCUCCACCUACGUUAAUAAGUAAUCAUCCGACCCCGCGAUACCUCAGCGAGUUUUCCGGACAGAGCUGGAACCACUGA